AUGAGCAAUAGUGCAAAUCAAUAUGUUACUGCUGCACUAACUGAUCUGAUUGACUACGAUAAUAUUUCCACUUCAAAUGUCAAUGAUGAACGAUUCAUCGUGGUUUCAAUUAUGGAGCUGCCACUCAAUUACAGUGCCUUGAAUUCGCCGGAAAUACUUUAUCUAGAUGGAACAAAUCAGAUACUGCUUCGGUGUGUUAAUGGUUUAACAAUGAUCUUUGAUGCAACCUUUGAAAGCACAUCACCUCUUGCCACAUAUCGUUUAAAUCCAAAUGCCCGGAUAGUUUACAAUAAGCAUAGUGGUACGUUGGCAGUUGCUGAUUCCAAAAUGCUUUGCUUUCGUCAGGAUUAUGGUGGUACAUUUCUUCUUAAGACUGCGCUUAAGAGGCCAUCGAAUAAAACUGUUUCUGUUGAAUUACCACUGGAUGAGGCUACGAAAUUCCUACAGAUAGUUACAAAUGAUACUGAUUCAGAAGAUAUUCUUAAACAACGACCUGCCCUACGGAAAUUUAUAUCACAGUUACGCAUCGCAGUAGCAAAUUUGUCUCCUAACACUAUGGAAUCAGUAGUAGUAGAAGCAAAUGGCAAAGAAUUACUUGAACAGUUACGGCCUUUGGAAACUCCUGGAGAAAACAAUGGUACAGAGGUACCACCGGAAUGGAUGUCUUUCGUCUGGCCUUACAUUUCAACACUUGGAGAACGCGUGCGUCUGAUGUUAAAUCCAGAUCAUCCCUAUAACUUCGAUUACUCACCGGAGUGGAAGGGUCUAAAUAAGGAUAUGAUGGCAAGUGAAGCAGCCCGUCGUCUUACAUUUCAAAACUGGCCUCAUAUGGAAUACAGAUGGGCUCUGCCAUGUCAGAUGGCAGAAGCAGGGUUUUAUCAUCAACCAAAUAGUGCUGGCGAUGAUCGAGUUCUCUGCUUCUCUUGUUUUGUUUGUCUGGUGUGUUGGGAACCGUCAGAUGAACCCUGGUCUGAACACGAGCGUCAUUCACCAAAGUGUCGUUUUGUGCAUAACUACACGAAUCCAAAUGUACCAUUGGUUUUAACAAUGUCUGCUUUAUCGCCAUUUAUUCAUCACAUACAAGUGAAUCAUACAUCGUCGCUUAUCUUCUCGGUAGGAAGUGGUGAUUGGAUCGCUGUAGCAAGCAAAGAAUCUGCCGAAGUACAUCUGUGGAGGAUGGGUAGUGUUGUGCAGGUGAAACAAUGGUUCACUUUGAAUUCAGAGAAGUUCUUUUCUGCUGUUUUGGAUUGUAUGGUAGAGGAAAGCGAUUCGCUUCCGCGUAGAACUCAGAGAGUUACCUGGAGUGAUGAUCUCACAAAUUAUUUGAUAAAUACUAGUGGAGAUGAAGAAGCACAACAGAGCAGCGCUGUUAAAGGGUCCUCAUCAGAUGAAUGUUUGUUGAAAUCAGCACUGUCUGCUUUGCUGUUUGAAUCUAAUUGCGAAGUUGUCAUUACAGCUCUCUGUACCACUGGAAAACCAUGCCUUGGCGAUUCUUCCAUUGGUAUCAUGACAAGGAAGUCAUUUGAACAGAAUCAAACUUUAGUGGUUGUUGCUGUUUCCGUAGAUGAUACAAAACUGAACACUGUGUGUCAACAGAAUCAAAGCAGCUUGGAAUCUGAAAUAAGCACAUUAAAUACAAUGAAUAGAGCUCAUGAGUUUAUCGAUAUGCCACCACGAAUUGUUAGCGGACCACGUUCUGUCGAUGAUGCAAUUAAUUCUAGUGCAUCAUUCCGUCCAUUUCUGGCUCUUUACCAACUUGACUGUGUGGAUUCUUUUGGUUCGCGUAAGCGCACAACUUCGACCUGCCAAGAAGAUUCAAAACCAGUCGGGAACAAAUCGUUACAUUUCUCAACUGCAGAUGAAGCCGAUUUCACGGAAGGAGUAUUACUGAUGGAUACUGCUGAUGGCACAGUCUUUGAAUGGUCCGACUCUGCGUAUGGCGAACACUCUGGCUUUGUUGAUUUAUCCACUGGGGAGGAAAAUGGAGCGAUAGAUGGACCAUCAAAAACAGAUGCAAAAUAUGAUGAAAAAGGUUAUGUAUCUGUCAGUUACGAAGCGCCAUCGAUGGAUGUUUCCUUCGUGCAGUGUUUCAGAUUGCCAGCUGCAGUUGAUAAUACCUCAAUGGAAAUAUCAGCAAUAAUUCCAAUGCAAAAUAUUUUCCUGGUCGUUGUAGUUAAUAGCAUAGAAUCUACUGUGGAUGGAAUUCAGUCAGCAAUAUUAAUAUAUCUUAUUCAUUUUGGAAAAAUUACUGUCGAUGUUCAGAGGGAGCCGCUAAAAGCUUAUUACUAUAAGAAUUUUCGAAUCAUGCAGUUCUCUUUAACUAAUAUGGAUUUCAUUCACACAAGUUUAGAGUCAUAUACCAACAACGAUUACUUUGAUGGCGGAGUUAUUCGUACAAUGGAUGAUAUGGUUUAUUUCAUCAAUCUUAACACUAAUAAAUUGUAUCCUUUAUGCGAUGAGAAAGUGGCUCAAUUUGCUGUUAUGGAUAAUGGGAAAGUUACUCUACUGACGAGAAAUUCAGGAAAGUUGAUAACUGUUCAAGUUGAGCAGUCAAGUUCGCAUCCUACAGCUUAUGACGAUGAGGAUGUUGCGGUAGCUGCACUGUUCAGUAAAAUGAGCAAAAUGAGCGAUUCGCAGCAGUCGAACGUACCAAAAAAUAUUGACCGAGAAGCGGCACAAAAUUUACCGUCUAGAAGUUAUGAUAUGACAAGUAUAAUGGCAUCGGAGUAUCUGUCGACUGCAGGUUUACGGCGAAUAUGGAAAUUAACGAGAAGUGAUAUUGGUGGGCCAACAAAGAAUGCCACUUACCGACUUCCUUAUCAUUUUAGUGGGCAGUCUGGAUAUCAUCUCAUAGCUCCACCUGGUUGGAGCGAGGUGCCAGCAAAUCAGCGUGCCAGAAAAUAUUUCACUGAAAAUAGACCAGUAGAAGGGGUGAACCGCAAGUGGUUUUACCAGUCAGAUUAUCAACAUUCGAAUGAUUUACAUAUUUUCGAAUUACUCCACUUUCAGCAUGGAUUACGCGUUUCUCAUAUUGAUAUUUUUUUAAACUUCCAUGAAACAUGUCUAGCUUGUCCAGAUAUCGAAUUAAGGUUGUACCGUCGGAAAAGUAAUACUGAUGGUAUAUCAUCACCUUUGAAAAUACAUUCGCAAGCAUCUCUUUCUGGAAGUGUUGAUAUGGAAGAAGUUGAAGCACAGUGUGAUUUAUUGGCCGGACCGUAUCACUGUGCGGAAUAUGUUGAUUUAAACAGCCAUUCGGCAAAAAUACAACUACCAGGGAUUGUUUUCUUACCUCAACCUAUCAAAAAAGGUGUUAAUGUAAUCGGUUUCAAAUCGGUUUCUUAUUAUCUUGUCUUGAGAGCUCUAUCUGAUUUUUCUCUUGAUCAGGCGAUUACUGCUAUGAAGAUAAACGAACGAGAUAAAUUUAAAGCAGCAGGUAUCCAAAGUAAAACGAAAUCAUCUUCGAAACGUCGUAUCGAUGAUAUAGAAUUUACAGAACUAUCGCAACCUUCCAUAACUGCAACUGGAGAUUAUUUUGUGCACGAUUUAACUGAUCGGCGUGGAGUACAGUGGAUAGAUGAACUGGUAAUAACAGUGGUAAAAGCAAAAAGAGCAAUUGAUCCUAAUGAAAGAAUUGAAAGACAUGCGCUUAUUGAAACAACCGAUCUACACAAUAAUAUAGUGAUGCUAGCUGCUGGAAUUGCGCCAAAAAUAUUACCAGCUCAAAAAGCUCGGACAGAAGGUGAAAAGUUGCACCAGCAGAGUCUUGCAAUUGGCAUUAUUGAGUGGCUGAUCGAUAACUGGGUCAAUACUUCGUCGCAAACAUAUCUGUCGUCUUUUGCUGAAAUGAUCAUUGAAAAUGUUGACGCAAUCUUCGUUAACUGUUUCAUAAUUUCGCCACGCUCGAUUUCUCACAAAUGGAGUGCUACAUUGAUGUAUUUGUUACGUGUCUUACGAAAGUCAGAUGAUGUUGCUUUUUCGAAACUGUUACAAAUUUUUUUGUCAUGUUCAAUUCGGAUCGUGACAAAUUUACAUGCAGUUAGGAAUGCUGGAUCUCUUCACUGGUUAUUUGUAUUUAUUUUCGCCCUGUUGAAGAUGGCAGUGAUGAAAACAAACGAUGUAUCUUGUGGUGAGCUUUUGAAUACUUUGUUAAAUGCGUUUACAAAUACGCUUACACUUGUUGGUAUCGCAUGGAAGCAAUGUUGGGAUGGUUCAGUGCAUGAUAAAUUAGCUACUGAAUAUAAUCUUAGUGGAUUACCUACAGAGCUAGUUAUGUAUGAAUGGCCUAGGUCAGUUCUUUCGAUAUGCCAAAGGACAGCUACUGUCACUACCAAACUGAACGGCCCGAGUGAGUCAGCACAUGCAACUGCAUUUCCACCAGAAACACCAACAUUGAUUGCAUACAAAUGGUCAUCUACUACUGAUGGUGAUGGAAAAGGAAAUAAUGCAAUGAAACCAUCACAAAAUUCAGGAACGAGUCGUUACAAAAAGAUUUCCACAGCCGAUUCUAGGAUUUUCAUUAAGGAUUGCGCUGAUGCAAACACGAAUAUUAGUGAACUAACUGCAGAGAAUGAAAUAGACUGGCUAGCAAUGUUUAAUAUAUCGACGGAUUUUACAAAAGAAAUAUUUGAAAAUAUCACAGAAGCAAAUCCUGCAUUAAAUUCUCAACGAGAAUGUAAGUAUCAAACAGUAACGACAUCAACGCAGUUGAGCGGUUUGUUAGAAACGGAGCCACUCACAUUCAGUGUAAUAUAUGCUUCAGAUCACGUUAAAGUUGAGAACAUGGAGACUGGCUGUAUAACAGAAGUUGAUUGCACAUCUGCACCUAUUGGUCAUACUGAAAAUGAAGGUCCUGUUCCACUGAAAAUUAUGGAUAUUACUCAAACAAUUUUAAAUAAAAAGUCGGAACAAAAUACUGGAAAUGAUUCCGGAAUUUCGAAAUUAGGACUGCAAGAUCUAAGUGCGGAUUUAAAUGCACGUAUGACAUUAAUUGCAAUGGAGCAAGCACAGACAAAAGAUGAUAGUGCAGUUGGAAAUGCUGAGCAAAGUUCACAAACAGUCGCGCAAGGUUUAGCAACCCAGGGAUCAUCAGCAAGUACAUUUGGUAUUCCAACUACACCGAAGACAACACCGUUCAUGACACCAACUCCACUGUCCCCGUCACAUCUCUCGCCUAUAAACUCGGAGCCAAAUCUCGCGUAUAUGAUGGAAAAUGAAUCUGCUGACGCUAGUGAGGAAUCCCAGGAAACUAGUGACAAAGGAGCUGAAAUACGUUCUCAUAUUCCAUCAUUAGUGUCCAUGAUUUCGUCUGAUAUCUUCAAAUUGCCUUCACAAAAAUUCUUAUUGAUGGAAAGAAUUUCUUUUGGAUCGAGAAAAUUUGUCAUAUUGGAUUUUGGAAUGCCUGUUCUUCUAACAGAUUUGUUCAUCCCAUCAGUAGCAGAAAUAGCAGCAAUUUCUAUAGAUGUAUGGCUUCUGGGAGAAAAUGUUGAUGGACAGCGACUAUUAGUGACAACAGAUAUAUGUCGCAAAAGUAUCUCCGUACAAGAUUUGCAGCCUUUCAUGCGAAUAAGAUUUGUAAAGAUAACAUAUGUUGGACGGCAGCUGUAUAGCACAGCUUGUAAAAUUCCAGUAGGACUCUUUUUUGGUCAUCGUUUCUUUUCAUCAUGGCAAGCUCACUCAUAUCCAUUUAUGCAAAAAGAAUGUGUGCCAGUUAAUCAACAAAAAAAGAUGGCAGUUGCUUUAAGCCAUUUACGUCAGCUCUGUGAAGAUUUACGAUGCAAACAUCAACUUGUGAGUGCGGAACUGCACCGUUUGGUGGAUGAAUGUGCUUGUGAGGAAGAAGUAAAACAAGUGUACCGCGAAUGUGUCCAGCUCAGUCUGCAGUGGAAUAUUGUAGUAGGUGUCAUACAUCGAUUGGAAUUAGAGCACUUACCAUCAUGCGAUUCUGAACAAAAUUUGGAGAAAACUCUACUCGGAAGUUGGAGUGAGUGCUCUCCGGAUCAGCUGCAAACUAUUGCGAUCGAACUUUUUUCUCUGCUCACUCGAGCAACUCAUUUGAUUGAUAUCCGGACUGUUGCGUUGAAAACAUUUGCCAAUGAAAGCGAUGCUUCAGCUCAGAGCUGCUACCCAAGUGAAGCAAAAUAUGCUCGAAUAAAGCGUAAGGAAAUGCUAGAAGUAAAUUUGCCGCCAACCGAGGAGAUUGUUUUACUACCGAAGUUUAGUCUCGAUGAUGCCGUUACUCUAUUUGUUCUAUUUUGUGUCCCAGUCGUACCCAGAUUACAGGUGGGAUGUAUCACUUGGCUAUUUCAUCACGGAUCCGAAAGUGAGUGGUGGCCAUUAUUCUUUCCUCGUGUUUUGAAGGAAAUUUUUUCCACGCAGCUCAGAAAGCAUGAUCACAAGAUCUUUUUGCAACUGUCAUUUUUGUGUAAUCACUCAGUAAAAUCUAGUUCGAAACAGAUUUUUAUCAUCCUCGAACUUUUUAAUCUCAUCAAAGAAAUAGCAGCUGGUGUCUUUGAUAAUUAUGCAGUCGUUCGCCAGUGUCCUAAUAACUUGAAUGUUAAUUUGCUCUGUUGGUCUCUGAUGCUUCUUUCUAGCGCGUUUGAUGUUAUCGUUUACAACAAAAAAAAAAAUAAUCGGUGGGCAUUCAUUGGAGGUGAAUAUUCGCGGAUAAUUACAUCAAGCGAAAAGGAUGAUUCAGUGCCCAGAUAUCACAAGAAGAAAUUGCUGAAGUUUGGAGAUAAUGGCGAGAAAACCACAGAAUCCUUAAAGAAUAUUAGUUGUGCUACUUUGAAAAAUCAACUCGAGACAUUGUGGGAGAAGCACUUAAAGGUGAUGGAAGCUAUGAAAGCAAAUAUGAAGAUGUCUAAGGCAUUAAAUACCAAAAUGCAAAAGAAAGUUGAAAUAGAGAAGAAAAUCCAUGAUUUAUCCCCACCUAAUAAAAUGGAUCAUUCGGUUUUUGAUGGAACGGACUUUUCAACAGAAUUGACAGAAGAGAUGCAUACGACACUGUUGCCGUUUCUGGAUGAGCAACAAAUAGAAGAAAUUUUGGCUAAAAAAUAUAUCCAUCAUCAAAGUCCAGAUUUGAAGACAUCACCUGAUUCUUCUGAAUUGGCUUUGAAAAAGGCAAUAUCUAUGGCUAACAAGAGCAGUUCCCGAUCCCGUUGCAGACAGUACAAUAUUCGCUUGAAACUUCCUCACGAACCAUGUGUUGAUGUUGCGCGAAAAUUGAUCACUCUGCUUUGCAACUUUGAAAAGCAACUUCCUACAUUAACCAAAUUAAUAAUAUGUAAAGUUGUUGCUCGUAUAUGCAUCAGUGCAUCUCAUCAUGCUAUUCCUUUGAUUUGCGUUUUGGAAGGCCCAAUUGACAAACUGAUAAAAAUUGGAUUGGAGGAACAAGGAAGUGAUUUGUUGAAAUUUGCAGUUUUGCACUUGAUUUUGGACGUUAUUGAGGCAGAGUCACGUUCUGCCUCUAAGUUAAAUGCAUCUUCUAAAAAUCAAAUUUUCAUGAAGACUAAGGAUUCGGAAACUUCUGGGAUUUCAGAAGAACUUGAUUCACUUUGUAUGCAUCAUACAGGGUGCCAUUUUGUCGACAUCAUUCAUCGCGCUAAAUCUAAGAAUGAAAUAGCGGAGGACGUGAAAGGAAGGAAAUCAACUGGCAUUACGGCAAUUGUGUGCUGUCUUCCCGAAGUUUUGUGCGGAGCAAAGACUUCUCGAUCCUUUAGCAUUGCAAACUAUGAUGAACAACCCGAAUUGGGAUCUGAAUUGUUAGAAACACUCAUACAUCAAAUUCUGUUGAAUACCAGGCAAGCUGUAGUGCCAAGUGGUCCUAAUGAUGAAAUUCGAAGUCAUACAUAUCAGAGGAAAGCUAAGGAAAUGAUUACGGAAAAACUUGCGAAAGGUGAACGGUUUUGUUAUGUGUUUCGCUGGAUUGAUGAUCUUCUUGAAACUGAUGAGCAAGCUGCACGUUCUUGUAACGGUGAUGUAGAAUCAUAUCUGGAGAUAAUGGAAACUCAAACAUCAGAUACUGCAUAUGAAAAACGCACAACUACAUCAAAAUCAGCAUUUAUCGCUUGUUGUAUAUCAGAAUGCACGGCCUGUCUGAAUAACAGAAAAGCUGAUGAAUUCAUUCAUGGUCUCUCGUCUUCCUCUCUGAUAGCUGAACCAGAAUCCAGUUCACCACCCUCGGCUCCUGAAUCGCCGAUGUUACGUAUGGCCAAUACAGAAAUGAAAGAAAGUGGAUAUAAAACGGCUGAGAAUGGUGAGGAUAUGGAAAUGAUAAAAAACACAGUAACAGCGAAUGAUACUUUUGAAUACGGGCAAUUAGGAACACAAUCUUUGUUCAACUUUGCAAUCCAGUGUGGCGAAGCUUCCAUGGAAACGGAACCAUGCUCUUCGGCUUCAUCAGUCUUUUCGGAAAGUAAAGUUAAAAAACAUAUAGAAAAAUGGGUGCCGGUGAAAUGGAUGCCUAAAAUAGCCGUGAACAGAGAGAUCUAUGUUGAGCAUACAAUGGCUAACUUUCUAAGUGAAUUACGAUUGACAAAAAAUGAUAUCUUGAUACAGCCUUGUUCUUUUUUGUAUCCUGAUCAUUUGACGCAACAAUUAGGCUUGAACCAACACAUCCAUUGCAUGAAUAUGGAUUUUCUUGCUGACGUUAUCACAAGGUAUUCAAUUCGAGAUCUGACUAGGUGGAGGCCCUGCUUGUUAUCUCAUCCUCGGUUGCCGGAGAAUGAAACGACGCAUGCACAAUUUGGUGAAACGCUUAAUGCUACCAGCGCUGCUCUUGGACGAUUUGUUCAAUCCAUUUCACUUAAUGAUUCUGAUGAAACUGUUCAGCAGCUUCUUACCUUUUGUUUGGAUUUCGAAGCCGGACUGAUUUAUUCAACGAAGAAACUUCCUGCAAUUGGCAGAUGCAUACUUCCUGCUGAAAACAUAAUUUCUAUUGUGAACUUCGCGGUAAUGUCGAAUUCACUUUCUGAACAUUUGUGGGUGCUCAUAUUGCGUACCCUGGACCUUAUAAUCAAAAACAAUUCCAUAGCCACAACACUUCUGAUUGAAUCACCAUAUUUUUGCAAAUUAAUUAAUAAUUUCUUGGUCGAAAAUAUUUCAAGAAUUAACCAAUCAUUAACGAUCGGUCCUUCAACAGUGUAUGCCUUCAAAAGUUUUAUUACACGACUUCAUGGCUCGCAUGAUGUUGCUCUUCGCGGUAUUCUUUGUAUCAAAAUUCUCACUGUCCUGAAGGAUAUUUCUUCACAACAGAAUUAUUUGAUUAAUUUCUCAUAUCCAAUCGAUUGCCUGGUUGAAUUAUUGAAUAUUAUGACUAAUUAUGCAUCAGACUAUGUCAGUGUGCCACCACAAGAGCUUGCUGGGUAUAUAUCGUCAUCAAUUCAUACAGCACGAAAUUUCAUCCACUAUUACAAAACUUCGGGAAGUUGCUCCUUAGUUUCUAAUGAUUCAUAUCUUCGACCGAACACAUGCUUCCAAGCUACUCAAAAGAUACCAGUCAGUGUACAAUAUGCGUGCGAGAAUACUGAUUUGCCAUAUUAUCCAUAUGUGUUCGAAUUGUGGGGACAAUACGGUCCACAUUAUUCACAAUUAUCUGAUCAGUUUGUUGAUCCGAAACAGUCAUCCGCUACACGCGUUCAUUCACUGAAUCGUCUUUCAUCGCUUCCCUGUUGGCAAAAUCAAUCAAAUAUGUUUCGCCAUGUAAUGCUAAGUCAGGUCGCUUGUUACUUGGAUCGUUCAAGCGACGUAUCAGAUCAUUUAUUGAGCAGCUUUCCGAUUGCAGUCGAAGAACUGUUUGAAAUUGUCGCAGCAUGUGAAAGUGCGAUUCCAGAUGUAAAUUUAAUUUCUCUGGAAAAUUGGAGUCACGUAACUUUGGGUGAUCAAGCGCUAUCCAUAUUAUUGCAAAUAUCACAACGAGUAUCUAGUGAAACAAAGCGUUUAUUUGAAAUAGCUGUACAAGUAAUAAAGCGCUGUGUUAUUCCAUCGAACUACUCACUUUCCAAGCCACUCGCAUUUGCAUUUAUACAAAUGCUAGGUCUCAAGCAUAACCAGAUUUAUUUUGCUGAACUUGGAGGACAUUUAAUUGUGGCGCAUGAAUUGGAACGUUCUAUAUUGGCUUCAACAAAUGAUUGGACAGCUCCAAUUUCUGUACCUCUUAUGCGACAACUUGCUUCGUUGUCCACGCAAGUGGCUGGUGGCAAUGACUAUGGAUGGCAAGUAUCGAAGAAAUUACAAACCGGUGUACGAGAUGAUGGACUGUACAAUUACGCACCACUUUGUACGAUAAGUUCUGAACAGACACUAAAUGUUAGUGGGCAGCUGUUAUCUUUGAUUGCGGUUGCUGCACCACAUCGUACUCGAUCCGCUAAUUGGAGCUAUCAUUUUAAUGAAGGUAGCAAAGAAUGGUUCGAUAUUACCCUUAGUCUUCCAUAUCACAUAGUUCUUCACGAAGUGCAGAUCCGACCGCAUGUUCCUGCCUUAAGCACAGCUCCGGCAGCUGUUCAAGUUGAGUUAUGUUCAGAAACAUCCCUUACUCAGUGGUACAAUCUUGGCGCUCCACUUAGCACUACUGGAUACAGCAAGAUCCGCAUUUCAACCGACUCAUACAAACUUCCUGUCAUUGCUGUGCGCCUUUAUUUCAAAAAACCGCCAGAUUCUACAAAUUUAUCCUUAUCACAAAUACUGUUAUUGGGGAUGAAUUUCACUGCUUCAUUAUCACAUACAUGUUCAAAAAAUAUGGAUUUUGUUCAGUGGCUUUCCAUUAUGGUACAACUAUGUUAUCUUGAAAAAUAUUGCGUUUGGCAAUAUGCUCCGGAACUUCCACGUGCUGUCGUAGCGCUCUUUUUGGGUCGACCACUAUCCAGUCUAGUUUAUCAGCGCAUUUCAGAAUUCUGUUGUCAGAUCGAUAAUGAACGGACAAAGCCUUAUUCGAUUGUUGAAUUGAUUUUUCAAUAUAUAGAGCAAGGCAGUACUGUUACCAACGAAUCCUUAGAAUGGCUCCCGAAUCUAAUUUUUACUUUGUGUGCACAAAAGGAGCAUCAAAUUUGUAUCAUAAAACAGUGUCAAGUGCUUCGUGGUGUUACUUCCUUAAUCACUUCAGGGAAUUAUAAGAAGCCACUUCGGGAUGUUGCUGCUGUUCUGAUAUGGACUGCCUCUUGUAUUAUAUGGCAUAAUAUCAAUGUGGAAGAGCGACAUUUCGAUACAUUAGCGUUGUGCAUAAAUCUAACACCACAGCUCCUUCCAUUUCUAUGUAAAAUGGCAGUGGAUGUAAGUGAACAAUGCAAUGAUACAUUAGCGAAAUCGGCGUCUUGGUUAUUGUGCUCUUUGAUGCGUGGUGCACCAAAUCUUCUACGUAAUGCAUUGAAAGAAAUCGGAUUAUUAGAUAUGAACGAUAAGCCGAAAAGAGAUGUCCCCCAGAGUGCAUUUACUGUUGUGCAACGAAUGUGUCAGUCAAGGACAAGCAUAUUGCACCUUCAUUCCCUCGGUCUUCUACAAUACUGGGUCGAAUUGAUUAUCACUUAUUCCGAAGAAACAAACAUGGAGCAUAUGUCAUUGUUAAUUAGCAUAGUUCGAUGCUUGGCAUCGCUUUGUUGUAUCGAGGAUGUUGUCAAAUUUCUGGAUUUCAUGGGUGGUUCUCGUUUUUUUAACUCUCUCAUAAAAUGUGUCGUUCGAUGUGCUGCUUCACCUGGAGAUAUGAUUCGUCCAUCUGGUAAACAAAGCAUCAAAUUAGAGAACGCUACAAUCACUUUGCUUUCACAAUGUGUUACUGUUGGUGGCUCACAUCGUCAACGCAUAGCUCACGUUUUAUGUUCCUUGUUAAAAAGUACCGGUAGCUUCAAUGGUGCAAUUCAGCAGAUGAUACUGAAAUGUAUUUUUGAUGAUGAGAUGAUUCCUGUGAAAGCAGUCGAUGAAGACACUUCAAUCUGCUUCCCGUCGCUUGACAUUCCAAAUCGUAUUUUGCAUCCAUUUUUUGGUUGUACACGGAGGGAACGUUUCUUAAAAGUAUCUUUAUAUACUUCUAUGGAUGAGAUUUCUGCUUUGCAUAAAAGCGCAAGUGACUUUCGACAGCUGACAAAAAUUAGGGCACCUAUGGAUGAGUCGCAGUUUUUUUCAUCUCUUGUUACAAACCAAGACCUGAUGACAGCUAUUCCUUCGCGUCUAAUGAUUCGAAGUUGUGUCAGUUUAGUUGAAAUAAUGGGUGAUUGGAAGAUUGGACAGUUGGUAGGAGAUUUAUUUGUUUCUGGACGCUUAACUUCUUCGGCGUGGAAAGGAAAAAUGGCCGGUGGAGAUAUACCAAAAAUAGCAGUUGAAGAUAGUGCUGAUGGCUAUUACACAGUUGCGCUUUCAUUUGUUCAGCGCUCAAAUCUGAAAGAUAGUACUAGCGUCAUGUCAGAUCAAAAGCUGGAUACAAUGCUCACAGAACAGACAUCAACCCUACAAUACUUUGCACGCGCAAAUGGUCUCGCACUUUUAGCGCUGCAUUUGCAAGUACAUUAUCCAACGUUUAACUCUUCUGCUAUCAUUCCAUCAUUCAGGGACUCAAAACGGAAAUCAGUUGAGCAGCGAUGGUUAAUAGAUUCAUCAGAAACGAUAGCUAUGAAUGAAAUAUUUCCAUCGGGUUAUGCCUGUCCAACAUCAAUUUUCUCUUCGUCUGAUCUACCAGCCGGAGAACCAGUAUACAGUACCUUAUAUGUACCCGUUUUUGGUGGCGAAGCAGAUUCAGGUCCAGGUUACGAAGACUUCGAGUACAUCGACUCUGUUGCUUCGGGAGAAAUGAAAGGAUGGACAUAUUAUCCCUUAUUCUCUCAGACAGAUAAUUCGGGAAGUCAUGCAGCACCCAAAAAACUACAAAAAAUUGGUCCACAGCCGUCAAAUCAAGCACUUUCAAUAGGUUUAUCGCCACAUGUUGUCGUCGCUUUCAGUAUAUUCUUAAGAUUGGAGGGUUAUGCCGAAUUACUGGUAACAUACGAUCGUAAACGUGCUAAACGCCUUUUGAGGCUUGCAAUGGGCGUUAUCACUACUGAAACAUCGCUUGUAAACAAACCACAAAUGUUUAAAUCGGGUGUAUUCAAAGCCACUCAGCCACAGUCCCAGUCAAAACAGAAAUCGGAAUACGAAAAUCUUGGUUCACUGCCUUUUGUUGUUCUAGAAGAAUUAUUCAAUAAGUACUUGCCCUAUACAUCUGUUGGAAGGUCCUUACGGGAAGCUGCAGUGACCAGUGGUGUUUUGGACGUUUUGUUGGAUUGUUUGGCUCAUUAUAGCCAUCAAAAACACAGGGAAAAGUCCAUUCGACCAUCGUGCCUUCCACCAGCUCCUGAGACCGCUGUUUUGGUUGAGCGCUUGUUGCGGGGCUGGAUGGAAUCAGAACAAUCAUCCUAUGAAAGAGCCAGCUGUGGCACGACGACAGAUGAGCGUAUAAAUAGUUCUGGAAAUGCUGCACCAGCAAUGAGCUCUGCUUCAACCGUUACCCAGCAACAUAAUUUUUGGGCCAAGGGUACUGGUUUUGGCAGUGGAACUACACAGCAACAGUGGAAUGUUGAUUUGCAUGUCCUGAAACGAAAACAGGACGAACAGAAUGUGACUCAUUUGUUAAAAGUACUUUCAAGCUUUUUAUAUCCGAAAGUUAAAGACUAUCUGAAAGUGGAAAAUAAUUGGACAGUUGAUAUCAGUGGACAUAAUGCAGUUGCUCCGCUGACAUCCUUGCAUCCGGAAUAUACUGAAACGCAUGGUAGAAGUCAAAAUAUCUCAUUAAUCUCUGUGCCAGAUUCAUCAAUGCCAGGACCUUCAUCUGGGCAUCAAUCACUUCUUUCAGUUAUUUCAUCAACUUCUUUGCAGUGGUCUUUGAGCUCAGCCGUAGUUAAAAUGCUAUCCCGCUCCUGUUUAUUGCCAGCUAUUUGGGCAUAUCUUAGGAAUGAUUCUGUCUUGGAUAUAUCUCAGCAUGUGGAAUUAUAUGAAGCAGUUAUGUAUAUGGUAGCUGCGUUAGCAUUGAGUCCAGAAUCAACAGAUAGCAGAAGGGAAGAAGAGGAUGAGAUCACUGUAUUGCUUUCGGGACCGGAAUCAGGUUGCUCAAUGCAUGCGAUGCUAAACAAACUAUUUGACUGCGUUUCUGCGUAUCUUACUAGACUUGCUGUUGAAUCAAACGAAACCAGAUUGCAAAAUCUAAAUAUCCAACAAAAUGCAGAAAAUAAUGACGAAUCAGCACAAAGUCGCGAAGAAGGUCUCAUGCGACUUGCACCACUAAUCACCGCAGUUUGUGUCGUCCUUUCGAGACGAGUGAAAGAGUUACCUCUGAAGUCAGAAAAUAAUGAGAAGGAUGCAGUUACUGAAGAGGAAAAAUAUGUGAAAGUUAUGAAGGCUUUACAGUUUGAUACAGUAUCAUUCUUUACGGAGGGUUCAUUCAUUCCAUAUCAUUACGAAAGUUCACUUUCCUCUGUUGGUACUAGCAGUUCGAUGGGAAAACGAACGAGACGUUUGGCGCAAGAAAUUGUUACACUUAGUAAUUCACUACCAUUGAGUUCAAGUAGUUCUGUCUUUGUUCGUGCUUGUGAAGAACGACUGGAUGUCAUGAAGGUGUUGAUUACGGGUCCAGCAGAUACUCCAUAUAUGAAUGGAUGUUUUGAAUUUGAUGUUUGGUUUCCAACUGACUACCCAAAUUCACCUAUGCAUGUAAAUCUUGAAACGACUGGCAAUCAUACUGUUAGAUUUAAUCCUAACCUGUACAAUGAUGGGAAAGUAUGUUUGUCGGUACUGAACACAUGGGAUGGUCGACCUGAAGAACGAUGGAAUCCGGAAACUAGUAGUUUGUUACAGGUCAUUGUAAGUGUGCAGUCUUUAAUCUUAGUAGCGGAACCGUAUUUUAACGAGCCGGGAUACGAACGAUCAAAAUGUACUCAGGCGGGACAACAAGCAUCGCGAGAUUAUGAUGCUAACAUUCGUCAAGCAGUAGUAAAGUGGGCUAUGCUUGAAAUGAUGCGACAUCCCCCACCAGCUUUCGCAGAUAUCGUGAAGAAGCAUUUUUGGUUGAAACGAAAGGAAAUUUUGUCACAGGUGUCAAAAUGGAUUGCUGAGAUGGAGCAACUAGUGAAGCAACAACGUGGUAGUGGACGGAGCACCCACGGUCACCUUGCUUCUUUAAAGCGACACGCCACUGCAUUGGAGGAUGAAUAUCGACGGAUGGAGUGUCCCACAGAUCUUCAAGAUGUAAAUGUGUCAUGCACUCAACAAACAAGCAUCUCUGAAAACAUGCAGCAAGCAAAUCUAACGAUAAGUGAGCAACAGUUACAAAGUUUGAAUGGUUCAGGACAAGUACCUCACAAUUUGAAGAACCUCUCAGUAAUGGAAAUCCUCAAACUAUGA
Messenger RNA from Brugia malayi, 15354 nucleotides. RefSeq lists its product as uncharacterized. The record is from RefSeq and is a predicted model, not a curated record. Gene Ontology annotation, biological process: negative regulation of apoptotic process. Gene Ontology annotation, cellular component: nucleus. The transcript is spliced from 104 exons. Lineage: Eukaryota; Metazoa; Nematoda; Chromadorea; Rhabditida; Onchocercidae. Bases 1 to 15354 code for a protein of 5117 amino acids. Gene Ontology annotation, molecular function: ubiquitin conjugating enzyme activity; cysteine-type endopeptidase inhibitor activity.